This is a messenger RNA of Aegilops tauschii subsp. strangulata, 1049 nucleotides long. Lineage: Eukaryota; Viridiplantae; Streptophyta; Magnoliopsida; Poales; Poaceae. The record is from RefSeq and is a predicted model, not a curated record.
GGAGGCACGGUUCCCUCCCCGCCGUAGAAGAUGCCGUCGUGGAAGGAUGGAGAGGAGAGCAGCGACGAGGAGGAGCUGGUCGGCAUGGAUCUGGAGCAGCACUGGGUAAGAUAUCUGCUUUGCACCUAGGGUUAGGGUUAGUGUUCAAGUGUUCUUCGAUUUGAGACCAUGUUUGGAGCAGUUGCUAUCUUUUCUGCGGUUCACUAGUGUGCUACAAUGCAGGCGAACCCUGACACCACUAUAGAUCCAUCCUUCCGUGGUAGAGCUGCAGAUGCAAGCAUCACAUGUAGACUGCACUUGGCCCCAUGCAUGAAAUAUGUUGCAUUUGAAGGAAAGGACACUGGGAGGAGGUUCUAUGGAUGUGCUGUUCCUCAGGAUGGUAUUGACCGUGGAGUUGCUCAGUGGGUUGAUGCCCCAUGGCCUUCUAUUCUGCAAAGAUGUUUGGAGAAGAUAUGGGAGAUGUUUCAUGAGGAGAAUCAUGGCAGAAUGAUUGACCAUGAGAAGUAUAAGAAAGAGUUGGACAAGGUCAACAAGCAGUUGGAUACACUUGGGGAUCAGUACAGUCAGCUGGUUGAGGAAGUCACCAAGAUGUUUGAUUGGGCAGAUCAGAACAACAGGGUCAUGAGUGAUGAAGAGUUCAAGCAGAAGCAGAUGGAUGUGGACAAGGACAUGGAGAAGCUAGCUAUCAGCAAGGAGAAGCAGAGUGCUGACUUUGGCAAGAUGAAGGAGAUGGAGAAGCUGGCUCAGGAGCUGAAGGAGAUGAAGUGCAUUCUUAGGUCUCAGGGGGAGAUCAUUAGGAACACAAGGAAGGAGAGGGAUGAGAUGAAGAAAGAGAGGGACAGGCUGGUAGAGGAGAAGAAGAAGCUGGAGUUUCUGGUGGGUGAUCUUAUGAAAGCUGGUCAUGGCAACAAGGACAAGCUUGCCAAGAUCAAGUCAAUCCUUGAUGAGUGAACAAUGAUGUUCAUCACCUCAGUUAUGUUAAGCUAAUAUGUGGCCUUGGAACAAUAUAGCUGGCCUUGGGGUUGUAUAUUUUGGGAAUCCCCUAGUUA